AUGGCACACCGCACGUUGAGAGCGGAACCAGGGGAAGGAGAACGGCCCCGACCCGUGAUCACUCGCUUUCUCCGCUACCAACAGAGGGACCAGGUACUCGCCCUGGCGAGAAACCGAGGGCCACCCGUACAUCAGGGUCAAAGCAUCUUUAUUGUUCCAGACAGGAGCAGCGAGCGGGCCAAGAAGCGCGCCACAUUCCUCACUAUCAAGUCCACACCGCACAAGAGAGAAGCAACUGUGGUCCAGCUACAAACACACAUGCAGAAGACUCUUGGUACUCUGUCGCAGUCUGGGUCCGUAUAUCGCCAACGGCAACUGAGGGAGAGUCUGGCCCUGCUGGAACUGGACUUUGUGGAGUUUAGGGAGUUCACCCAGGAGACCAGAGGCAACAAGUCCGGCGGCAACAAGUCCGGAGGCAACAAGUCCGGAGGCAACAAGUCCGGCGGCAACAAGUCUGGAGGCAACAAGUCCGGAGGCAACAAGUCCGGAGGCAACAAGUCCGGAGGCAACAAGAGGAGACACAAGACACAAACUGAACCACAACAACACCAGACGACAGAGGAAGUCACAAGCAGGCUGGAGGCUCCGGUUCUGCUGCAUGGCAUCUUUAAACUGGGGAAAAAAAGCCAUGAUGUUCUGCUGACCCGGAUCCAGGUGUCCUGGACUCCCAUCAUCCCCGAGACUCCGACAGGUCAUAUAGAGAAGGUCAGAAGGAUGGAAUGUGUGUCACUGAAAGAUGUGUUUGCAGUGAAGGUUAAGCGUCGUCGUGUCAGGGGUCAACAGACGGGGGGUGCUGUGAUGGGCGUGACCCUCUUCUGCUGUCGAAGGAGAGGACUCAGACUGACAGAAGACAGUAUUCAUUUGCACAACACAUCUAUAGACUACUGCCACACUUGGUACACCACACUGAAGGAUCUUCUCAGAGGUUUCAACAGUCGUCCCAGAUAUCUGAAGGUGUUUAUCAACCCUGCUAGCCACAAAAAAGAAGCGGUCUACAUCUACAGAGAAGAAGUAGCUCCACUCUUCAGCAUGGCCGACAUCCAGACGGACAUCACCGUUACCGAGAGGAAGGGCCACGCUCUGUCGGUGUUAAAGGAAUGCAGAUUGGAUGAAUAUGAUGGGGUGGUGUGUGUGGGAGGAGAUGGUUCCGUAGCAGAGGUGGCCCAUGCUCUGGUUCUGAGGGCCCAACUGGAUGCCUCCAGGCAGCCGGACUCUGACCCUAACCCACUGAGAGCUGCUUUACCUCUGGGCAUCAUUCCUGCUGGUUCUACAGAUGUGGUGUCCUGUUCAGUCCAUGGAGUCAGACAUGCGGUCACAGCUGCCAUGCACAUAGUGCUCGGUCACCUGCAGCAGGUGGACAUGUGUGGUUUCCAUUCUCUUGGUCAUUUGGUGACGUUUGGAUUUUCCGCCAUGUUUGGUUUUGGUGGGCGGAGCCUAGCCCUGGCCGAGAGGAAACGAUGGUUGCCGCCAACACAGAGACAUGAGUUCGCCAUGGUCAAGACCUUGGCUAGGCUGAUGCCAGAGGAGUGCCAACUCUCUUUUCUACCUGCUCAGAAGAAUCACAGUAACUUGUUUGAACAAAGGUCCAAGGAACAGAACCCAGAUCCCGAUCCAGACCCAGAGCCAGAGAGGGCAGGUUCCUGGAGGACCAAUCAAGGCUUGUAUCUGAAUAUCAGCAUCAUGUCCAUCCCCUGCCUGAGCCCCCACACCCCCAGAGGACUGGCCCCCAUCACCAGGCUGGCCAACGGCAGUGCAGCGCUGAUUUCAGUAGGAAACACGUCAAGGUCAGAGUUCAUCAAACACCUGAAGAAGUACAGAGAGUCCAGUGGACAGUUCAGCUUCUCAUUCGUGGAGACACACAGCGUGUCAGCAGUGAGGCUCCGCCCCCGAGUCUUGGUGAGGGAUAAAGAAGAGGAGGUCUCUAAAACUGCCCCCACCAUCCAGUCAGAGAGAGCCUUCCCCUGGAAUAUAGACGGAGAGCUGGUGGAGAUCUCCAGUGAAGUAGAGAUUAGGGUCCAUCCCAGGCUGAUUACUCUGUAUGGAGAAGAGGUGGACGAGGCAGAUGAUGUUCCUGUCACGUGUGGUUGCAUCUGAGUCUGAUUGACCACCUUCACAUCAGAAACGCCAGUCUCCAACAUCCAUAAGCCUCCAACGUCCAUAAGAACAAGAAACAACUUCUUUAUUACUAAACAUGAACCACGGUGAACAGUUUUCAUACAGAACUUUAUUACCAAACAUGAACUAUGGUGAACAGCUGUCAUGAAUAACUUUAUUACCAAACAUGAACUAUGGUGAACAGCUGUCAUGAAUAACUUUAUUACUAAACAUG
This is a messenger RNA of Lampris incognitus (smalleye Pacific opah), 2329 nucleotides long. It is a transcript of the gene cerkl, whose product is annotated as ceramide kinase-like. The coding region runs from base 1 to 2094 and encodes 697 amino acids. Gene Ontology annotation, molecular function: kinase activity. Lineage: Eukaryota; Metazoa; Chordata; Actinopteri; Lampriformes; Lampridae. The transcript has 19 exons. The record is from RefSeq and is a predicted model, not a curated record.